AUGUUCUCGUCGAAUGAUCCGUUUCUUAUUCUAUUUUUAUUAAAUGGUAUUGCUGUUGGUUUAAACAAAGGCCACAAGGUCAAUUCAAAACAAGUAGCUCCAAAGAUUUCUUACAGAAAGGGUGCUUUGUCAAAGAGAACUGAGUUCGUCAGAAACAUUGUCAAAGAAGUCUCUGGUUUGGCUCCAUACGAAAGAAGAUUGAUCGAAUUGAUUAGAAACUCUGGUGAAAAGAGAGCUAAGAAGUUGGCUAAGAAGAGAUUGGGUACUCACAAGAGAGCUUUGAGAAAAGUUGAAGAAAUGAACCAAGUCAUUGCUCAAUCUAGAAGACACUAA
Molecule: messenger RNA, 333 nt
Organism: Priceomyces carsonii
Lineage: Eukaryota; Fungi; Ascomycota; Pichiomycetes; Serinales; Debaryomycetaceae
Gene: RPL39
Product: 60S ribosomal protein eL36
Exons: 2
Coding region: 1-333 (110 amino acids)
Biological process (GO): cytoplasmic translation
Cellular component (GO): ribosome; cytosolic large ribosomal subunit
Molecular function (GO): structural constituent of ribosome
Source: RefSeq, a predicted model, not a curated record